CGUUGCUAGGUACUGCGAGUACAAGUCGAGUAUGCUUAGAGUAUUAGGAGUCCGGGGACUACUAGAUAUAGUACCACAAACGUCACUUGUCAAGCCAUAACGCCACAAAUAAAAGCAAAACAAACCGAGUUUAUUGUUGGAAAAGCUUGCUCAUUUUUUGAAACCAUGAACAUUUACCAAUGAUUUUAAACAUGAUUAUUAUAUUAUAAAAUCAGUACAAGCUUAGAGUGCAUGAAUAAUGGGCGGUUUACACAUACUUCUGUGAUUCAAAUGCGGUUAUACUCUUAGGGAAAAAUGGAAGAUACUUUAACAAUCCACGAUUUUCCCACUAUUUGUAGGAUAUGCAUGAAUAGAGGUGACCUCAAGCCCUUUACAACGGAAGAAUUAAUAGACAUUUUCAAAACCAUCACAGGAAUAGAGUUGGACUUUGAGAUAUUACCUCAAAAUGUCUGCAACAAAUGUACAAAUACCUUGGAGACCAUUUUAGAAUUUAUAAAAGAGUCAAAAUCAAGUGAUGUAUGUCUCAGGGAAGUUUAUGAGAAAAGUAAGUUUGAAGAUGAAUUAGAUGACUUCGUAGAUGAUAAUGUGUUGGAUCCAGAUUGGGGAUCCGAAGAUGAGAAAGAAAAGAAGAAAGAGGUGAAAGAUGAAGAGGCUACAGAUGAAGUAAAGGAAGAGAAUGAUAGUGAUACUUCAGUUAAAUCAGAGAAAAGGCCGCGCAAAAGGAGACGAAAAACCAGACAAAAAUCAGAUUCCCCAGUCAAAGUAUCUCGGAAGCCUGUACAGUGUAAUGUGUGCAAUGUCACAUUCAACCUUAGGAAAGACUAUAACAAACACAAAAUGAAAAAUCCUGAAUGCAAUCAAGGAAAAGAGUAUGAGUGUGAUACUUGUGGCAUGAAGUUUCCAUAUAGGUAUAAGAUGGAGACUCAUAUGAAGUCUCACAAUGAAGAUACACCCUAUGAAUGCAAGGUUUGUGGUAAAAAGUUCAAAUUUCAACAUAAUGUUAGAAGACAUGACAAAAUAGCUCACAAAGGACUAAAACCAUUCAAAUGUGACAUAUGUGGAAAAGAGUUUACAGCAGCAUAUACGAAGAAUGAUCACAUGAACAAACAUACUGGAGCUAGACCCUAUGUCUGUAAGAUAUGUGGAGAAUCUUUCCAGACGUUUUCACAUUUCAGUCAUCACAGACGGACACAUGUUGAGCAGUAUACCGUCAAAAAGAAAAUGGUAUCCAACCAGCGCAACAUGAACUUCCUCUGUCCUAUUUGCGGUCGUUCUUUCCUCUCCAAGUACUACUUCGACAAGCACUCUGUAAUGCCAUGCGAGAAGAAAAUCAAAGAAAAAGGGCAAGUGCGGCAAUCGAAGGAUUAUCUGUGUUCCACCUGUGGGAAGACGUUCAUAGCUCCAAGUUAUUUGGAGCAGCAUAUUAGGCUUCAUACGGGAGAAAAACCGUUUAAGUGCGAAACCUGCGGGAAGGCUUUCAGACUCCUUCAAACGAUGGUAGGCCACAAGAAAAUCCACACCGGCGAGAAACCCUUCGAAUGCGACGUAUGCCAUACGCGCUUCCGUCAGAGGGCGCACCUAAAAACCCACUUGCUAACACAUACCGGAGAAAAACCGUACGAAUGCGGUGUAUGCGGUAAUCGGUUUGUCAGCGCCGGCAACCUGAGAGCACAUGCGCGGAUACAUACAGGGGAAACCCCGUAUGUGUGUCCCGUCUGUCAAAAGGGUUUCCAUGAGAAGAGUGGGUACAAUAAGCAUGUUAAGAAGCACAAGGCUCAUGCGGAAGCGAUGCAUCAGCCAACUGGUAACGCUGCGAUGAAUAAUCAUUAUAGGCACUCGUCCCCAGUGCAUAUAAUGCUUGAGCAGGACCAGAUCAAGGUUGAUCCGAUUCAGUAUAAUUAGAUAUUUUCAGGACGUUUUUUCAUACCUUAAACGCCGAUUCCUGUACCUUCUCAUGCCAGUGGCAAUAAUGACCGAUUUUGCUCCUGCUGGGUGGCGCUUGUGUGGUUGGGGGUCAAGCUGUCAAAAGUAAAUGGAAAAACAUAGUUUUGAUAGAAAGGUAACUAAUUUUUCACAUUCUUUUUCUACGCCGAAGCAUCCGCGCAGGCAGAAACCUAAAUGCUAGUGCACUGCGACAGCUAUGAUAAACUUAAAGACAAUUUGAUAAUUCGAUGUCUGAAUUGCCUAAAGUUAGUAGAACUGGGAAAAGCCUCCUCAUAUAAAUUGUUCCACAAUCUCGAUACUUUAGGGACAAAGGAGCAGUCGAUACGCCAGUUCUUGAUGUGUGAAGUUUGGCACAGUUCGGAUGGGAGUCCGAAGUCAGGCGUGUCUGUCUGAGAGGCACAUCGCACGGUGACAUCAUGAAGGAGAGCUCUGAGGAGUAAAGCCCGUUGGCGUAGCGGUAGAAGAGAGCUAGAUCACCGACGGCCCGCCGGUACGAAAGGGUCCCGAGACUAUCCGAUAGAGAAGAGUAAUCGAUGAGUCGGACAGCCCUCCUCUGAACAGCACCCCAAACAUGUGAGCAGUACUCGUGGCUAGGUCUUAUCUGGGCCUUGUGCAGAAUGAGUUUAUGUGGAAGAAAUCAACUUCUUUACUCCAAGGAAAUAGCCUAGCUUUUCCCCAGCAGCUCCCGCUGUCGACGAGACGUGAUCCUGCCAGAUCAAUUCGUCGGUGAUCUGGACUCAGAUCAGCCGAAAUGAUCGGCUUUUUGGUAGAACUCGGCUAUCCAUCAAAACCAGCUGCACGCUAGUACGCUUCUUGUUAGUCAAGGUACAGUACUGUGUUUUGGAAGCAUUAAACUGUACUGAUUGUUCCACCCCAAGCAGUGAUAACCUCCAGGUCUCGACAGAGAGGAAGUCGCUGCUAUUCUUCUUUUCUCAAACUCACUGGCAGAGGUCGGCUUGUCACUCUGUAUUCCUGCAUGUAGGGUGCUGUCAUGGGCAAAGCAAAAUCGGAUCGAUCAUACAGGAGAGGAGGUCGUUGAUGUGUAAGAACAAUUUCAGAGCCAAGACCGAUCCCCGGGAAACACCCGCGUGGACGUUGUGGGAUGAACCCGUCAGUUACGACGGAUAUCUUGCGGCCAGAGAGGAAGUCAGCCACCCAUCUGCAAAGCUUUUCUGGGAUGCCAUAGGAUAGAAAUGUGCAUAAGAGAGCAACAUUCCAGAGCUGAUCGAACUAUUUCGUGAUAUAAAGAUCAACGAUGGAUGAGUUUAUUCUAAUUGCAUGACGUAAGCUACAGCUCCCCCGUGGAUCGGUAGUGUCGUAAACCAUACUGCCUUUCGCUACGUUUGAGGUACUCGAGAAGCUCACGAUUUAUGCAUCUCACCAUCACCUUACAUAUGACAGAAAGCAGAGCUGUAGUUGUACGGGUCAAUUUUAGAUCCUUUGUUUUUUAGGAUGAUUUCCAGAUUCAUGCGAUAUCUUUAGGAUACGCGAAAGAACUGGGGCAAGCUCCGGUACACACCUCUUCAUUACCGGUACACACCUCUUCAUUACAACGGCCGUUUGACGUUUAUUGACGUAAACAUCUAUUCAAAUGACAUGUUUGUCUGUUGAUAAUCUUCUUCUUUAUCAUCAAUUUUUCUAUGGAUUCUAUGGAUUCGUGUCUACCCAAACUACUUGACGCCAUUUUUCCUCCUUAGCACAGUAAACACCGUGUUUGAAAAUCAGAGUGAUACUUUCCAGUUUAUAGAAUAGCGAAAAGUAUCAGAAUUGGAAUUUGAAGUAUAUAAUUCUGUUUUAAGCCCAUCUAUGCUGUCAUUGUGUAAAUAUUCCUCCUUUAUUAUGAAAUUUUAUAUUGAAACGUCAUGCGCCAUUUUUAAAAGUAUUCGAUAUUUAUUUUUUAUGUAUUAUAUUAGAAAUUAGUUAUAUGCUUUUUAGUGAUUAUAUUGUAAUAAACUUGAUAUUAUACCAACGUGUUUUUAUAACUCUUAAGCGUCUACCGCUACAAAAUAAAGUCUUAUCGCUAAAAGUUUUACCUUCUCGUAUAUUUUAGAAAUUAUCUGUAACCUUUAAAAUUCAGCAUAUUUUAUGAUACGUUGCCACGCGCUUUCAUGAACCGUUGAAUUUUGAAUUGAAUUUAUUGUAAGAUUACAGAAUCAGUUUUUCUUAUCUGAUUCUGAAACAAAAUAUUAAUAUUUGUAUGGUUUCUUGUACAAACGAUCAAUGGGGGACUUCCUAACCUGUGGAGCAAACUCGUCCAGUCAUUUGGUGAUUUUCAUGUCAAUGCCCUGGAUGUCUAGCUUAAAGUCUAUUUAUCGACAAACAACAUUAAACUAAAACAAUAACCUGCGUGAUCAGCACAUUGAUGUAUAUCAAGAAACGGGGAGGAGGACCAAUGCCAAACCAGGAAGGUGGAGUGGGAGACGAUACGGCGGUGCAUGCAGCUCGCCGACCCUGUAACCUGCUGGGCAUUAUUAAGCUCAUAUAGUAAACAGUAGAAUGAGCUUUAAAAGUUAAAAUUUGCUCACUAUUGAACCACCUUUUUGAA
Acanthoscelides obtectus is the source of this 4489-nucleotide messenger RNA. NCBI's taxonomy places the organism in Eukaryota, Metazoa, Arthropoda, Insecta, Coleoptera, Chrysomelidae. The record is from the annotation of a GenBank genome assembly.